Messenger RNA from Rotaria sp. Silwood1, 1557 nucleotides. The record is from the annotation of a GenBank genome assembly. Lineage: Eukaryota; Metazoa; Rotifera; Eurotatoria; Philodinida; Philodinidae.
AUGGUCGACAAUAUUGGUGAGUCAAUAACAAAAGCAAAAACAUUUUGUUUUGCUUCAGGUCAAACUGUGAUUCUUGAUGAAGAUAAAAUCCAAAAGAUUCCAUAUUUAGCUGCUCUUGUUUCUUCUGGGGAUUGUUUUGAAUCGGCGCGCAACGAGCAUGGUCAUUAUAAACUCGAUUCACACAUAGAAUAUAAACAUUUUUCUUUCAUUCUUGAGUCACUUUCAUUCCAUUCAGUCCGGCAACUAUUCACUCAUCUACCUAAACAAAAUGAUGUUACACCUAUUAUUGCUCUUCUCGAUUUUCUUGGUAUUGGACCACAACCAGAUCCUGCAUUACGGGAGGUCGAUCAAAUUUUCUUUUCAACUGUAGUAUUUAGUCCUUUGUUAGAAGAUUACUUACAUAUAAUUAAGCCAUCUGUUAUUCAAAAUAUGGCUGUUCGAUUUGCGAUUGCAAUGGCUAAAGAGGAAUAUGAUUUCACUGAUUGCAAAGUAGUUGAUCAAAUAUAUUGGUUUGUGAUGUUUAUUUUAAGCGCUUACAAAUUCUUUGGAUCUCGUCUUCGUCAUCAUGUAUAUAAAAUUGCUGAGCAUUGUUUUUCUCUUUUCGAACCGUUGCUAUUAAAAUCUCUCAAGAAACUUAUACAAAGAACACAAAAAGAUGAAAAGAAAUAUUUAAUUACAAAUGAGGAUGGCAUUGAUCCUGAUGAAGAUAAUCUAAGUUCUUUGGAGCAAUUAUGCAAUAUAUCGUCUGAAAAGUGGCCGCGGUUCGCAAUGCCAACAUCAAAAGAUCGACAGCAGUUAAUUAUUAAUCGAACAUAUACAAGUUAUUACAGAUAUUGGAUUUGGGGGCCACCUAAACCUAGACAACUUAUUGAACCAGUAUAUCGACGUGUACUCGAGAUAAUAUAUGAGCGUUUGCAAAGCGAAAUAUGUCAACGCACACUAAUAGAAAUAUACAAAGACAAAGAUUUACAUAACUUCGUGAACGAAUAUACUUAUGAAAGACUGUUUUUAAUUCUAACUCGCGGUCUAAACUAUAAACCCUUACCAAAAGAAAUAAGUACCUUAUGGAAGCAUGAAUUGGUACAAAAAGAAAUACGUGAACUUAUAUUAGAAGGAAUAUGCGUAUUAAAACCCAAACUAGAAAAGAGACGUAGUGAAUUAAUGACAAAAAUAAGAGAAUAUGACCAAAGUCAGGAAGUAUUCGAUGGAGAUGCAUUUAAUGUAUUUCAUUUCUAUCUACCUGGUAGAUCUACUUUUGAAAAGUUACAAGAAGAAGCUUUAUCUUAUGAGCUUCUACUCGAUAACUUAAAUCAAGGUUCAAGCGUAGAAGAAGAAAUAUAUCAACUUGUACUUGACGAACUAUACACUACCGCACAAAAACAGUUCCUAUAUUUGGAGACAACGCAGUGGGAUAUAUGUAAACUACAGGAUGAAUUAUCAUCAGGUGAAUUAAGAACGAAUUUUCUUUCUAUCAAAUCAAAUAUGACAUAUCCAAAAUAUCAAACUCCUGUAUAUAAACCAUUACCAAAAAUACAACGUAAAUAUUCAACACGUUAG